Messenger RNA from Cylicocyclus nassatus, 1369 nucleotides. Lineage: Eukaryota; Metazoa; Nematoda; Chromadorea; Rhabditida; Strongylidae. The record is from the annotation of a GenBank genome assembly.
AGAUCGUCUUCAACAAGGAACGUAUGACAGCAGUGUUCGAUUACGAACAGUUCACCGCAAGCUGCAGAGUUCUGUUCAAAAAUCCUAAAUUUACUCUAAGGCAAUGUCUCGGAUUUUUGGAUUACAUCAAGGAAGUUUCCACCUACGACACAAUGGGGAUUUCCGAGUGUCCAGCUGCGAUGGAACUGCAAAGGGUGGAACACAAUCCGAAGUUUUACUCCUCACCUUGUGGAUCAGUAGAGAUAAUGCUUCUGAGGUACGUCGUUCCGGUACUGAUGUUGCUGUGUUUGAUGGGGAAUAUGCUCAAUCUGCUCAUAUAUAAUCUUUCUUACUUCGAUGGUAGCAGCUCGGUGCACUUUCUGCGCGCCAAAGCCAUUUUCAAUAUGAUUUUUGUGUGGUCGCGACUUCUCGAGGUUAUUCAUGCGUGUACGAAUCCAGCAUCAUCCUGGUUUGAACCAUUGUUUUGGCAUACUCGUUCCUACAUCAUGACCAUAUCAAAUAUUAGCGGAACUAUGUCAACAUGGUUAACAUUAAUGGUUACUGUGGAGACAGUUAUGUGCGUACUCAUGCCAUUUUUAUUUCGACAGUACUGCACGAAAAGGACCACAUGGUCCUUUCUGAUCGCAUCAAUGACCGUAGCGACACUGCUGCAUUCAACAUUGGUAUUCACAACGGAGAUAACAACACAUCCAUUAGCUAUUGUCCAGCAUAAUUUGCCGCAGAGUAACUCAUCUUGCUGGUACAUUCGAAGCAUGCAUUUGUUCAUAAUGCGAAGCAGUAGUGUCUAUGAAGUGAUACAAAAAGUCUACUAUUGGAUUCAGACGACUGUUGCUAUUAUUAUUCCUACAGUAGCCAUGCUCAUUUGUUCGAUCCUCAUUGUCAAGCAGUUCACAUUCAAGGAGCUUGGUGAGGCAUUCUCGCAAAGGCGAAAAUGCGUGAUUCGGAUGACCGUUGCCACUACCGUCUCUCAUCUUCUCUUAGAGGGUCCUGCCACAUUAACCCACGCAGCUGUGGCACUGAAGGGUUCGUCGUCAUCAGAGCACCAUUACCUGAUGUGCGUCUUGAACAACGCCAUCAACAUCUUAUCAAUCGUAAAUGCUACGAUUCCAUUUUUCGUCUUUUUACUGUGUAACGAGCAAUUUCGACACAUGACGACGAUGUACAUGAAGGCGCAUCUCCAGAAUAACAAAGCUCGAAAGAAAACUUAUCUAUCUCAAGCUGGAAUGCGGUGUUCUCGCUUGUCAACGACGGAAAAUCAGAGGUCAACUAUUGACUCGAGACUACUAUCGAAUGGAUCGAAUUUGUGACACAUUGCUGCGUGAAUGUUGUUACGGGUUUAAUUAGACGCUAAUACGUGGUUGUAAAAGAA